Eleginops maclovinus (Patagonian blennie) is the source of this 1854-nucleotide messenger RNA. RefSeq names its product G2/M phase-specific E3 ubiquitin-protein ligase-like. The transcript is spliced from 8 exons. NCBI's taxonomy places the organism in Eukaryota, Metazoa, Chordata, Actinopteri, Perciformes, Eleginopidae. The coding region runs from base 1 to 1854 and encodes 617 amino acids. The record is from RefSeq and is a predicted model, not a curated record. Gene Ontology annotation, biological process: protein polyubiquitination. Gene Ontology annotation, molecular function: ubiquitin-protein transferase activity.
AUGCCAUCAACGCCAUCAACAUCGACACUGGAAACCCCUAGAUUUGAGGCCAGGCGGUUCAGCACCUGGAAUUCCAGAGGAAAGUCGGUGAAAAGAACAAAGCCGGGAAUACACCGGGCUUUUCAUAAAGAUGUUAUCCUGCUGCCUUCAGCUGAUGACAGCAGUGUCGUAAAACAAGCAAAGAAAUCAGUGCUGCACCAGAGAGGCUACAUACUGAAUGCCUUUGAAUUUGAAAAGGCAUGGGACAGCACAGAGGUGAUGGCCAGGCUUAGGCAGGCAUUUGCAGCUAAGGUGUGCCUUCCUAAUAAUGUCAGAGGACGACCUCAUGGAAGACAUUUCUGCCAGCAGCCAUCCUCGUGCACCACACCACCCCCACAAGCACCACCUCAGCAGCCACCUCAACAGCCACCUCAACAGCCACCUCAACAGCCACCACAGCAGCCACCUCAACAGCCACCUCAACAGCCACCACUGCAGCCACCUCAACAGCCACCUCAACAGCCACCUCAACAGCCACCUCAGCAGCCACCUCAACAGCCACCUCAACAGCCACCUCAACAGCCACCACAGCAGCCACCACAGCAGCCACCACUGCAGCCACCAGUGAAUGACCAGGCAGGAUAUCAUCCAGAUAAUUACUAUAGUGCAUAUGUCGACAUCAUUGAAGAUUUGGCGGAGGAGGAAGACGGUGAACUGUUACAUGCUAUAGUCGUUAGCAUGCAAGACCAGACGCUCCCCAAAGAAGAUGUCCCAGUCAGUGACAUUCUGAAGGAAUUGGCAGAGAAAAUCGAUAGCAUUGGAAUUUCAAGAUUCAACAUAAAUCGCUCCAAUGUUCUUGACGGGGCCAUACGGGGUCUUAAAAGGUUGACAUUCAGCCCAUGCAAUACUUUGAAUGUGAGAUUUUCUGACGAUAAGGGGGCGACUGAGGAAGCUAUUGACCUUGGGGGGCCAAGAAGAGAGUUUCUUCGCCUUCUAAUGCAAACCCUGUCAGAGUCCGAGAUGUUUGAGGGACGCGAAGGCCAUCGCAACUUGGCUCUAGAUUUCAGAGCUUUACGUGAGGACAAAUAUUUUUAUGCAGGAACUGCCAUUGCCCUCAGCCUGGUCCAUGGCGGUCCACCGCCAUGUUUUCUGUCAAAGACUCUUUUCACGGGCAUAUCCGAGGGAGCAGACCAGUGCCAGCCAGAGCUGGAAGACGUCACUGAUUCUGAUCUGCGCGACAAACUAACAAAGGUUUCUGAAGCCACGACACUACAUGACCUGCAGCUGUCUGUGGAGCCUAUCAGCGACUACUUGGCCACCGCUGGCUGCUUAAGGCUCUUAACAUCCUUGACCGACAAAUAUCCACUGCUGGAGGACAUCCUGAUGUUCCACGUGGUCCAUCGUGUUCGGGCACCCUUGGAGCGAUUCAAAGACGGGCUGAAAACCCUAGGCGUGUUGCCGAAAAUACAACAGCACCCAGAGGCAUUUCGCCCGCUGCUGUGCUACAACCCUCCCACGCUCACAGCCGACUCUCUGGAUUGUCUCUUCACCAUCAACUGGUCCGAGGAUGGGAGCAACUCCCGGAUUGGCGAGAACAAGACAGUGGCAUUUUGGAGGGAUUUCCUUCAGGAUGUAGAAGAAGAGAAGAAAAUGACUUUGGAAUCUAUUCUUACCUUCACUACGGGGUCUAAUGUGGUUCCACCGAUGGGGUUCUCCCCUCAGCCAUCCUUGGAAUUCCUUCAUGGUGGAGGAAAAUAUCCAAUUGCAAACACUUGCAUAAACUGCUUACGGCUGCCCCUUCACUCAGAAUACGAGCCUUUCAAGGAGGCAAUGGAGUUUGCCAUCCAAAACACAUAUGGAUUUGGUAUGGCUUAG